Ictidomys tridecemlineatus (thirteen-lined ground squirrel) is the source of this 3577-nucleotide messenger RNA. RefSeq names its product adenylate cyclase 4 (gene Adcy4). Gene Ontology annotation, molecular function: adenylate cyclase activity. Lineage: Eukaryota; Metazoa; Chordata; Mammalia; Rodentia; Sciuridae. The record is from RefSeq and is a predicted model, not a curated record. Gene Ontology annotation, cellular component: plasma membrane. Gene Ontology annotation, biological process: adenylate cyclase-activating G protein-coupled receptor signaling pathway; cAMP biosynthetic process; intracellular signal transduction.
CCAGGCUCUGAGCCACUAGUGUAGCACUGAGCCUGACUCCACAACCAGCUUCCCAGCUGCGGGAGUGUGGCGCGCUGUGAGUUGGGGGAAAGUGGGAACCCAAAGCCUUGCAGCGUCAACUCCAAGCCCUGUCUCCCCGGUGAUGAAACUUUGCUAAGGCACCUCCACAGCCUGAGUUUGCGGGAAAGGCUGGGGUGAGCAGGGAGUCCGGUCACCGCCAGCUGGGAGCCAGUUGGGAGCGAGCUGGGAGGCCGCAGGGAGCGCCUGCCUGGGGCUCGGGACAGGGCUACCAUGGCGCGCCUCUUCAGCCCCCGGCCACCCCCCAGCGAAGAAGACCUCUUCUAUGAGACCUACUACAGCCUGAGCCAGCAGUACCCGCUGCUACUACUGCUGCUGCUGAUCGUCCUCUGCACGCUAGUGGCGCUGCUCCUCGUCGCCUGGGCCAGCGGCAGGGAGCUGACCUCAGACCUGAGCUUCCUGACCACAGUGCUAUGCGCUUUGGGUGGCUUCUCCCUGCUGCUGGGCCUAGCUUCCCGGGAGCAGCGACUCCAGCGCUGGACUCGACCCCUGUCAGGCCUUGUGUGGGCUGCGCUGCUGGCUCUAGGACACGGCUUCCUAUUCACUGGAGGCAUAGUGAGCGCCUGGGACCAGGUGUCCUUUUUCCUCUUCAUUAUCUUCACGGUGUAUGCCAUGCUGCCCUUGGGCAUGAGGGAUGCUGCUGCUGCAGGUCUCACCUCUUCUCUCUUGCACCUGCUGGUCGUGGGGCUGUACCUUGGGCGGCAGCAGGACUCCCAGCCUUCACUGCUGCCACAGCUGGCAGCAAACGCAGUGUUCUUCCUGUGUGGCAAUGUGGUGGGAGCAUACCACAAGGCACUGAUGGAGAGAGCAUUGCGUGCCACAUUCCGGGAGGCACUCAGUUCCCUGUAUUCUCGCCAGAGGUUGGACACGGAGAAAAAACAUCAGGAACACCUUCUCUUAUCCAUCCUACCUGCCUACUUGGCCCGAGAGAUGAAGGCAGAGAUCAUGGCACGGCUGCAGGCUGUACAGGGGUCACGACCAGAAAGCACGAACAAUUUCCACAGCCUCUAUGUCAAGAGGCACCAGGGAGUCAGUGUACUGUAUGCUGACAUCGUGGGCUUCACGCGGCUGGCCAGCGAGUGCUCCCCUAAGGAACUGGUGCUCAUGCUCAACGAACUCUUUGGCAAAUUCGACCAGAUUGCCAAGGAACAUGAAUGCAUGCGGAUCAAGAUCCUAGGGGACUGUUACUACUGUGUCUCUGGGCUGCCCCACUCGCUGCCAGACCAUGCCAUCAACUGCGUGCGCAUGGGACUGGACAUGUGUCGGGCCAUCAGGAAGCUGCGGGCAGCCACUGGUGUGGACAUCAACAUGCGUGUAGGUGUGCACUCAGGCAGUGUGCUCUGCGGAGUCAUCGGGCUGCAGAAGUGGCAGUACGAUGUCUGGUCCCAUGACGUCACGCUGGCCAACCACAUGGAAGCUGGUGGUGUACCAGGACGAGUGCACAUCACAGGGGCUACCCUGGCCCUGCUGGCAGGGGCUUAUGCUGUGGAGGAUGCAGCUGUGGAAUCCCGGGACCCAUACCUUAGGGAGCUAGGAGAGCCUACAUACCUGGUCAUUGAUCCUCGGGCUGAGGAGGAGGAUGAGAAGGGAACUGCAGGAGGCUUACUGUCCUCUCUGGAGGGCCACAAGAUGCGCCCAUCACUACUGAUGACCCGCUACCUGGAGUCCUGGGGUGCGGCCAAGCCUUUCGCCCACCUGAGCCACGUAGACAGUCCUGUGUCCACCUCUACCCCUCUCCCGGAGAAGGGCCUGGCUUCUUUCAGCCCCCAGUGGAGCCUGGACCGGAGCCGGACCCUCCGGGGACUAGAUGAUGAGCUGGACACUGGAGAUGCCAAAUUCUUCCAGGUCAUCGAACAGCUCAACUCACAGAAACAGUGGAAACAGUCAAAGGACUUCAACCUGCUGACACUGUACUUCCGAGAUAAGGAGAUGGAGAAACAGUACCGGCUAUCUGCCCUUCCUGCUUUCAAAUACUAUGUAGCCUGCACCUUCCUGGUUUUCCUGUCCAACUUCAUCAUCCAAAUGCUGGUGACAAACAGGCCCCCAGCUCUGGCCAUCACUUACAGCAUCACCUUCCUCCUCUUCCUUCUCCUCCUCUUCAUCUGCUUCUCAGAGUACUUGACGAGGUGUGUCCAGAAAGGUCCCAAGAUGCUGCAUUGGCUACCUGCACUGUCUAACCUGGUAGCCACACGGCCUGGACUGCGAGUAGCCCUGGGCACUGCCACCAUCCUGCUGGUCUUUACCAUGGCCAUCACUAGCCUGUUCUUCUUACCAGCAUCAUCAGACUGCCCUUUUCAGGGCCUCAAUGUAUCCUCCAUGGCUUUCAACCUCUCCUGGGAACUGCCCGGUUCCCUGCCUCUCAUCAGCGUCCCAUACUCCAUGCACUGCUGUGUGCUGGGUUUCCUCUCCUGCUCCCUCUUUCUGCACAUGAGCUUUGAACUGAAGCUGCUGCUGCUCCUGCUGUGGCUGGCAGCCUCCUGCUCCCUCUUCCUGCACUCCCACGCCUGGCUGUCUGACUGCCUCAUCGCUCGUCUUUAUCUAGGCCACAUGGACUCCAGACCUGGAGUGCUGAAGGAACCCAAACUGAUGGGAGCUAUUUCCUUCUUCAUCUUCUUCUUCACCCUCCUUGUCCUGGCUCGGCAGAAUGAAUAUUACUGCCGCCUGGACUUCCUGUGGAAGAAAAAGCUGAGGAAGGAGCAGGAAGAGACAGAGACAAUGGAGAACCUGACCCGGCUGCUCUUGGAGAAUGUGCUCCCUGCACACGUGGCCCCCCAGUUCAUUGGUCAGAACCGGCGCAAUGAGGACCUCUACCACCAGUCCUAUGAGUGUGUUUGUGUGCUCUUCGCCUCAGUCCCGGACUUCAAGGAGUUUUACUCGGAAUCCAACAUCAACCACGAGGGGCUAGAGUGUCUGCGGCUACUCAAUGAAAUAAUUGCUGAUUUUGAUGAGCUGCUCUCCAAGCCCAAGUUCAGUGGGGUGGAGAAGAUCAAAACCAUUGGCAGCACCUACAUGGCAGCCACAGGCUUAAAUGCCACCUCUGGACAAGAGGCCCAACAGGAUGCUGAGCGAAGCUGCAGCCACCUUGGCACCAUGGUGGAAUUUGCAGUGGCCCUGGGGUCCAAGCUGGACGUCAUCAACAAGCAUUCAUUCAACAACUUCCGCCUGCGUGUGGGACUGAACCAUGGACCAGUAGUAGCAGGAGUGAUUGGGGCUCAGAAGCCACAAUAUGACAUCUGGGGCAACACAGUGAAUGUGGCCAGCCGCAUGGAGACUACAGGAGUCCUUGGCAAAAUCCAAGUGACUGAGGAAACAGCCCAGGCUCUGCAAUCCCUGGGCUAUACAUGCUACAGCAGGGGUGUUAUCAAGGUCAAAGGCAAAGGGCAGCUCUGCACCUACUUCCUAAACACAGACUUGACACGAUCUGGACCCCCUUCAGCCACCUGGGCUGAGACCUCUCAUCCCUUCUAAGAUCCUCAAUAAAAAGACUCUGGAGGGCUGG